CACGAGGGAGCUUCAACGGGUGGCCUUCAAAUUGAACUCCCUAAUCCCUCUAUUUAUUAUAUAUUCAUCUUCUCUCUCUUCUAAUCUCAAGAAAUAGAGAGAGAAACAACCCAUUGAAUCUCAGAGAUGGAAAAUGGUAGAAAGAAUUGGGUAAAUGGAGCUAAUGGGCAAGAGCAUGAGACACCUUCUAAUAUCACCAUUAAAGGCAUUAUUGGGUUGUUAGUGGCCAAUAUUGAUGCUGAUGAAAAGAGGCGGGUCAUUUCGUUGGGUAUGGGUGACCCAUCUGCCUAUUCAUGCUUUCACACCACUCCUGUUGCUGAAGAAGCUGUUGUACACACUCUUCAAUCUCAGAAGUUCAAUGGUUAUGCUCCCACUGUUGGUCUUCCUCAAACCAGACUGGCAAUUGCAAAUUAUUUGUCCCGGAAUCUUCCAUACAAGUUGUCACCUGAUGAUGUUUAUGUCACAUCUGGUUGCACGCAAGCUAUCGAUGUAUCACUAUCAAUUCUAUCCCGACCUGGUGCAAAUAUCUUGCUUCCAAGACCAGGGUUUCCCAUAUAUGAACUUUGUGCUGCUUUUAGACAACUUGAAGUCCGGAAUUUUAAUCUUCUUCCUGAGAAGAGCUGGGAGGUUGAUAUUGAUGCCGUUGAAGCUCUGGCGGAUCAUAAUACCGUUGCAAUGGUAAUCAUAAAUCCCGGUAACCCAUGUGGCAAUGUCUACAGUUACCAGCAUUUGAAGAAGAUUGCUGAAAUUGCGAAGAAGCUUAAAAUUCUUGUAAUAGCUGAUGAAGUUUAUGGGCACCUUGCUUUCGGAGAUAAACCUUUUGUGCCUAUGGGAGUUUUUGGGACAGUUGUUCCUGUUCUUACACUAGGGUCUUUAUCAAAGAGAUGGAUAGUGCCCGGUUGGCGACUUGGUUGGUUUGUGACAACUGAUCCCACUGGAAAUUUCAAGCACCCAAAGAUGGUUGAGCGCAUUAAGAAGAUCUUUGAUAUUUGUGGAGGUCCUGCUACCUUUAUACAGGCAGCGGUCCCUAAUAUUUUUGAGCAAACUGAAGAUGUUUUCUUUAAGAAAACAAUCAAUAUACUGAAGCAGACCUCGGAUAUUUGUUCUGAUCUGAUAAAGGAUAUCCCUUGCAUCACUUGCCCGCACAAACCAGAGGGAUCCAUGGCCGUAAUGGUGAAGCUAAAUCUUUCGCUGCUGAAAGAUAUUAGCGAUGAUAUUGACUUCUGUUUUAAGCUGGCCAAAGAGGAAUCUGUGAUCAUUCUUCCAGGAUUAGCUGUGGGUCUAAAAAAUUGGCUCCGGAUCACAUUUGCUGUUGAACCAUCUUCCCUCGAAGAAGCUUUUGGGAGGAUAAAGUGUUUCUAUCAGCGCCACUCGCAUCAACAGAAAGAACAUUAAUAAUUUAUGCUAAUUGUGUAGGAGGCAAUCAAUAAUUGCUGCUGAAAUCGCGCUUUUAAUUGUAUAGCCAGUUUUAAUAAUUGUACAUUGUAAUUGCAGUUCCCCACAGCUCAAUUGUAUUGCAAUGACAUACAAUAAUUGUUUUCCAAUAGUUGGGACCAUAUUAUUUUGUUGAACAUCAUGCACCAUAAUAUGGGAACUUGUACAAGUUAUGAAUCUUAUAAAUGAGUCGUCUUGCUUGUACGUUGAA
Cornus florida is the source of this 1645-nucleotide messenger RNA. RefSeq names its product probable aminotransferase TAT2. The record is from RefSeq and is a predicted model, not a curated record. Gene Ontology annotation, biological process: biosynthetic process; amino acid metabolic process. Bases 127 to 1395 code for a protein of 422 amino acids. Gene Ontology annotation, molecular function: pyridoxal phosphate binding; transaminase activity. NCBI's taxonomy places the organism in Eukaryota, Viridiplantae, Streptophyta, Magnoliopsida, Cornales, Cornaceae. The transcript has 7 exons.